Molecule: messenger RNA, 1973 nt
Organism: Pongo pygmaeus (Bornean orangutan)
Lineage: Eukaryota; Metazoa; Chordata; Mammalia; Primates; Hominidae
Gene: CCM2L
Product: CCM2 like scaffold protein
Exons: 11
Coding region: 201-1973 (590 amino acids)
Biological process (GO): heart morphogenesis
Source: RefSeq, a predicted model, not a curated record
GGAGGGUGGCAGGAGUAGAGGGGACAUUUCACCAUGGAAUAUGAAGUCAAGAAAGGGAAGAAGGUGGUGCUGCUGGUCCAGGAAUCUCAUGUUGAGAAAUGCUGUUCUAGAUGGAACUCAAACUUUCUUUUGAGAUUCAGAUGGCUGGUCUGGGCUGAGCCCCAGAAUUUGCACCUUUAACCUUGAUCCAGGCCAUUUUUAUGCAGGGCUUUGUAUCCCCCAUCCGAAGGCUGGUGUUCCCCAAGGCCGGGCGCCGGGCAGCCUGUAGGAGCAGCGUGAGCCGCCGGCCCCUGCACUCGAUGCCCCUUUAUCCCCCUGACUACCUCAUCGACCCCCAGAUUCUGCUGUGUGACUACCUGGAGAAAGAGGUCAAGUUCCUGGGCCACCUUACCUGGGUGACUUCCUCGCUGAACCCAUCCAGUCGGGACGAGCUCCUGCAGCUGCUAGACACCGCCAGGCAGCUGAAGGAGCUGCCGCUGAAGACCACGGCGGAGCAGGACAGCAUCCUGAGCCUGUCUGCCCGCUGCCUGCUGCUCACCUGGCGCGACAAUGAAGAGCUCAUCCUGCGAAUCCCUACGCACGAGAUCGCCGCCGCCUCCUACCUGCAGGACGACGCGCUGCACCUGCUAGUGCUCAAGACCGGUCUGGGCGUGGACCCGGUGCCGGCCGGCAUGGACGCCAGCCCAGGCGGCGCAGGACGCGACCCCGGCCCGCCAGGCGCGGCGCCCGAGAAGCGGCGGGUGGGCACCGCGGAGCGGCGCCACACCAUCUGCAGCCUGGACUGGCGGAUGGGGUGGGGUGGGGGCGCCGCGGAGGCCCGGGCCGGGGGAGGCGGGGGCGGCAGCCUGGAGCGCCAACGCGCCGGGGCGCGGGCGUCGGGCAGCUGGGAGCGACGGCAGACGUUCAGCGGCAGCUGGGAGCGGCGGCACGGAGGCGGCGGCGGCGGCGGCGCCGGGAAGCCUGGCGGUAGCUGGGAGCGGAGGCAGGCGGGCAGCGGCGGCGGCAGCUGGGAGCGGCGCCACCCCGGCCCCAACCCGCUCGACCCGCAGGACCCCAGUCCCGACGCCUACUGCAACCUGGUCAUCCUGGCUGUAGCCAACAGGGACGCUGCAGAGGAGUCCUGCGCACUCAUCUGUCAGGUCUUCCAGAUCAUCUACGGGGACCAGAGUAUUGAGUGUGUGGACCGGGCUGGCUACCACUACACAUCCACACCUGAACGGCCAUGGCUCUGCAGCCGCAGUGAGAGCUGCCACACAGAUGGGACGUAUGCCUAUGACGCUGACUUCAGCUGCUGCAGCUCCUUCAAUGGCUCCCAGGACACCUUUGAAGCAUGUUACAGCGGCACGUCCACACCUUCUUUCCACGGCUCCCACUGCAGCGGCAGCGACCACAGCGGUCUGGGCUUGGAGCAGUUACAGGAUUACAUGGUCACGUUGCGGAGUAAGCUGGGGCCCCUCGAGAUCCAGCAGUUUGCUUUGCUGCUGCGGGAGUACCGGCUGGGGCUGCCCAUCCAGGACUAUUGCACAGGCCUGCUGAAGCUCUACGGAGACCGGCGCAAGUUCCUCCUCCUUGAUCUGCAGAGAGGACGCUUCCCCUGUGGGAGGGAAAGGGGACCUGCCCUGGGGACUCACCACGCCCCUCGGCUCGCAGGGAUGCGGCCCUUCAUCCCGGACCAGGACAUCGGCUACUUCGAGGGCUUCCUGGAGGGCGUGGGCAUCCGCGAGGGCGGCAUCCUCACUGACAGCUUCGGCCGCAUCAAGCGCAGCAUGAGCUCCACGUCGGCCUCCGCAGUGCGCAGCUACGAUGGCGCGGCGCAGCGGCCCGAGGCACAGGCCUUCCACCGGCUGCUGGCUGACAUCACGCACGACAUCGAGGCGCUGGCCCCCGAUGACGACGAUGAUGACGACGACGACGAGGAUGAGCCCCGGGGCUCCAGGGGCGGGAGCGACGCCGCCGAAGACAACUACCUGUAG